Adineta steineri is the source of this 477-nucleotide messenger RNA. NCBI's taxonomy places the organism in Eukaryota, Metazoa, Rotifera, Eurotatoria, Adinetida, Adinetidae. The record is from the annotation of a GenBank genome assembly.
AUGUUACUACCUAGAAAUACUCCAAAAAAUAUACGUUAUAUAGUAUGUUAUUUAUUAAUGAUAUGGAUAUUUUCAUUUUCAUCAUAUCGAGAUUAUUUAAUUCGAAAAACGAUACAAAAUCAACCGCAAUUAAUUAUAUCAGAAGAAUAUUCGAUGUUAUUAAAAUUAAUUUCAAUUGCAAUAUUUAUACUUGGACAAAUAUUUGUUUUAUCAUCUUUUUAUAAACUAGGUAUUACUGGAACAUUUCUAGGUGAUUAUUGUGGUAUUUUAAUGGAUGCACCAGUAACAACAUUUCCAUUUAAUGUAUUAAACAAUCCAAUGUAUGUUGGAUCAACAUUAUCAUUUUUUGCUUUAGCAUUAUAUUAUUCUUCACCAGUCGGUUUCUUACUAACAACAGAAGUUUAUAUCGUUUAUCAAAUAGCAUUACUAUUUGAAGAACCAUAUACAAGAUGGAUUUACGCACAAAAAAAUAAAUAA